Leishmania braziliensis MHOM/BR/75/M2904 is the source of this 1470-nucleotide messenger RNA. RefSeq lists its product as hypothetical. NCBI's taxonomy places the organism in Eukaryota, Euglenozoa, Kinetoplastea, Trypanosomatida, Trypanosomatidae. The record is from RefSeq and is a predicted model, not a curated record. Bases 1 to 1470 code for a protein of 489 amino acids. The transcript has a single exon.
AUGGUCCUACGAUGGACGCCGCAGCCGCUAAAUAUGGAAAGACAAAGCCCCAAAGAGACGAAAGGGAGGUGUCGAGACGUAACCGACGGCGCACGAGAACUUCCGGCUGCUUUGUGGCUCAUCAACACAGCUGCGCCUACGCACGUGCUGCGUGCUUCUCUCUCUCCUGGAUAUGCAUGUGCCAAUGGUUUAUUUCUUGAGGGUUCGAAGUGGGAUAGCCAUCCCGCCCCUCACUCCACCCUCGCAGUGCGAUGGCCGGUAGACUGGGGUCUUAACAACGAAAUGGGGGGUAUUCUCUUUCCCGCCACUGUUCUCGUUGCCCUUCUCCUGUGUUCUAUACUUCCGUUCUGCCUACUACUACCGCCACUUCCACUACUACCACUACUACCCCCCCCCUACAUCCACACACGUGCACAUGCAUGUGUGCGCACCACCACGACCACCGCUACUCUUCCCCCUUCCACUCAACCCAUCCACUUCAUGACAGCUCUUCGGGGUUUUCCCUCCUUUCUCCCCCUUUCUUCGAUUCUUCUCUUAUUUCGCUUAGUUUACCGACUCCCUCUCACAUUAAUACGUCACCAACGUACAUCCUCUCUGCGUAGCACAGCCCUCUGCACGACUGUAUAUCUUUUCUCCCCCUCCCCUUCGCUUUUCUGGUCUCGCUUGUUUUUCGCUUUGGCUCCUGUUGUUACCUGUUUUUUGCUCUCUCACUCUCCAUUUUUAUUUUUUCUGUUCCCAUUUUUUUAUGUCGCAUUUUUUCUUGGUGCGUCUGUGCGAGUGUACUGUGUAGCCUCCCUCCUCCUCCUCCCCUCCCCCACCCAUCUACUCUGUCCUCGCUCUCUCGCUCCCUCUUUUACUAUUUCGCCCACAGCAACGCCCCUUCUCCCCGCCUUCUCCACACAAACCUCCGCUGUGCUUUCUUGUUACGCAUUUUCGCCUGCUUCUCUGCGCGACUGCGUAAGCGUCUUUGUGUGUAAGAGUACACAUCACUUUUUCCUUUGCUCUCCCCCCGUCUCUCUCGCUCUCAUUUCCACACUUUUUGUCUCACUUCAUUAUCGCACGGUUACUGUGUUGGUGUGCUCUCAGUCGUUUGGUUCCUCGUCUUUGCGCUUUUCUUUGUUUUUCUUUUUUUUUGUCUUCCGUGCUGCGCUGUGCGUUCUGCGUGUCGGAUUGUCCUCUCCUCCCCAACUUUUCCCUGCUCUUUUGACUCACCUGUACAUCAGAAGCUCACCGUUUUUCUUUUUGUUGUUGUUUGCUUUUAUUCGUCCCUUUUCCCCUUCUCCUCUUCCCUCAUCGCUUCUCGUUUCGCUUUGGUCGUUCGGUUGUUUGAUGGUUUGUUGUUGCAGGUUUCUCCGUUCGUGUUGGUUUAACGUCUUGCGCGCGUCGGUCCCGCCUUUUUCUGUCGACAGCCUGUCGCACGGUAGGGAAAAAAACUUCCCCUCUCCUCAAAAGGUAAACCAAUCGAAAUAA